AUGGAGCCUUCAAAUACCCAAAACGUUCCAGAGGAACCGCGAUAUAUUCAAUUUCCUCACCUCGAACAUGGCACAGUUGUCGAAGGGAAGCAGGCCUUGAACAGAUGGUCCUCCACCAUCACCAGGGGCCAUGAUUUCCCCGGGGCCCAGGCAAUGCUCUACGCUGCGGGCGUGCCAAAUCGUGAAAUGAUGAAAACCGCUCCCCAUGUGGGAAUCUCGACCGUCUGGUGGGAGGGAAAUCCAUGCAAUACUCACCUACAUGACCUUGGGAGGGCAGUGAAGGAUGCAGUCCAAAAGCAAGGAAUGCUUGGAUGGCAGUAUAACACCAUAGGCGUUUCCGAUGCAAUCACAAUGGGCGGUGAAGGCAUGCGGUUUUCUCUUCAGACGCGCGAGAUUAUCGCCGAUUCUAUUGAGAGCGUUACAUGUGCUCAGCAUCAUGAUGCGAAUAUUUCAAUACCCGGCUGUGAUAAGAAUAUGCCUGGAGUCGUGAUGUUAAGUAGAGCUCGCGCCGCCGCCCGUCAUAAUCGUCCAUUUGUGAUGAUAUAUGGAGGCACGAUCAAGAAAGGGUUCUCGAAACUUUUGAAUAAGGACGUCAAUAUAUCCACGUGCUACGAAGCAUCCGGCGCCUUUGUGUACGGGAAACUUAAAGCAGCUUCAGGUGCUGGGGAAAAGGGCCGAACCCCUGAAGAUGUUAUGGAAGAUCUUGAGCAACAUGCAUGUCCAGGAGCGGGAGCUUGUGGCGGGAUGUACACUGCAAAUACGAUGUCAACCGCCAUUGAAGCCAUGGGGCUGUCCCUGCCAGGAUCAUCUUCAAACCCAGCCGAGUCGCCCGCCAAGAUGCGUGAAUGCACGAAGGCAGCAGAAGCAAUCAAGAUCUGUAUGGAGAAGAACAUCCGACCACGAGAUCUCAUGACCAAGGAGUCAUUUGAGAAUGCUCUUGUUAUUACUAUGGCGCUGGGUGGCUCCACUAACGGCGUUCUGCACUUCUUGGCUAUGGCUGGAACGGCUGAAGUACCACUAACCCUCGAUGACAUCCAGAGAGUCAGCAACAAGGUUCCCUUCAUCGCAGAUCUGGCCCCCAGCGGAAAAUACUUUAUGGAGGACCUCUACAACAUUGGUGGAACUCCAUCCGUCUUAAAGCUACUGGUUGCUGCCGGCUUAAUGAAUGGUAACAUUCCCACUGUGACAGGCAAGACUCUUGCAGAGAACAUCGAGAGUUAUCCUUCACUCCCACAAGAUCAAGUGAUUAUCAGGCCCCUGAAUAAUCCGAUCAAGCCGACAGGUCAUCUACAAAUCCUUCGCGGGAACCUGUCUCCUGGAGGAUCAGUAGCUAAAAUUACUGGGAAAGAGGGCCUUGUAUUUGUGGGCAAGGCGAAAGUCUUUGACAAAGAACAUUAUCUCAACGAUGCUCUCAACAAAGGGGAAAUCCCACGAGGCGAGAACCUUGUCUUGAUCGUCAGAUAUGAGGGACCCAAAGGCGGACCCGGUAUGCCAGAACAACUCAAAGCCAGUGCAGCUAUCAUGGGCGCUGGUCUGACCAACGUUGCUCUGGUGACAGAUGGAAGAUACUCAGGCGCCUCGCAUGGGUUCAUUGUAGGCCAUGUCGUCCCGGAAGCUGCCGUUGGUGGUCCAAUUGCGGUCGUGAGAGAUGGCGACAUAAUUACCAUCUCAGCGGAGACAAAUACAUUAAGUAUGGAUGUCAGCGACGAGGAGAUUGCGAACAGGCUGAAGGCUUGGAAACCUCCAAAGCCAAUUGUCAACAGGGGAGUCUUGGCCAAAUAUGCACGCCUCGUGGGGGACGCUUCGCAUGGCGCACUCACCGAUCUAUUUUAG
Amorphotheca resinae ATCC 22711 is the source of this 1833-nucleotide messenger RNA. RefSeq lists its product as hypothetical. Gene Ontology annotation, cellular component: mitochondrion. The transcript is spliced from 8 exons. Gene Ontology annotation, molecular function: dihydroxy-acid dehydratase activity. Lineage: Eukaryota; Fungi; Ascomycota; Leotiomycetes; Helotiales; Amorphothecaceae. Bases 1 to 1833 code for a protein of 610 amino acids. Gene Ontology annotation, biological process: branched-chain amino acid biosynthetic process. The record is from RefSeq and is a predicted model, not a curated record.